GCGGGAGCAGCGGAGGAAGGACCAGAGGGGCAGCCGGGAAGGAAAGCAGUGAGUAUAAAUACUCACCCUUCGACGCCAACGGCCAUUUUGAGUGCGAGCAGCAGCGGAGGUAAGACGGACCCGGAAGGUGAGGUAAAGCAGAGAUAAUGGGAACUGCAGAUGCUGGAGAUUCCAAGAUAAUAAAAUGUGAGGCUGGAUGAACACAGCAGGCCAAGCAGCAUCUCAGGAGCACAGGUAAGGUAAAGCAGUUUAUUUUUAAAAUUACUUACCGGUAGCGGGCAGCGGUGUUUUUCCUCUUUCAGAGAAGGAGCGGGAGCAGCAGAGGAAGUGACGAGGACCAGAGGGGCAGCCGGGAAGGAAAGCAGUGACCAUAUAUAUCAGCAAGGCGGCUAAAUCCGAGACUCUACAACUGUAGUGUCUCCCACCCACCCUCCUCCUCUAACCUAGUUAAUAAGGUACACCACUUCCAGGAUCGCGAAUGCCAUUGCUGCUGAGACCGACACCACAGACAUUACCGUCACUGCCACUGCCGCUGCCUACCCUGCUCCGCCCACCGCUGAUGCCACUUUGCCCAUCACGGACCCGGACACAACACCAUGCUCCACUAAAGCAACUCCACCCACCGCUGACACUGACGGAACUUCACCCACCGCUGAUGCCAACGCAACACCGCCCACAGCUGACGCCGGCACAACUCCACCCACCACCACCAACGCAAGCCCGCCCACCACUGACGCCACCCCGCCCACAGCCGACGCUGACAUCGCUCCGCCCACAGCCUCCACAGCCAACAGGUGCAGAGGAGACAGCCAAAGUGAGCCCUGCCGAAUCUUCACCAUCCCUCCCCGACCUCCCCCUGACUGAGGAUGAACGGUCAUUCUUUAGUAAAGGGCUCACCUUUGUCGCCCUCCACCCAAAUGUCAAUGAAUACCAGUCACGCCUGGACAUCGCAAGUUUUUCCGUCGCAUUCGCCUCCACACUUACUUCUUUAACCGUUAAGCCGAACCCUCCCUCCACUGACUGCUUCUCCCACCUCCAACACAAGUCCUCCUCCUGGACACCACUAGGCAGGAGAAUCGGGUUGAGAGACAUAUCAGCCAUGAUCAAAUGGCAAGGCAGACUCGAUGGACCAAGGCACACUCUCUGAUGAAGGGUCUAGGCCCGAAACGUCAGCUUUUGUGCUCCUGAGAUGCUGCUUGGCCUGCCGUGUUCAUCCAGCUUCACAAUUUGUUAUCUUGGAUUCUCCAGCAUCUGCAGUUCCCACUAACACUUCCAGUUUAACUAUGUCGUUCCUAUAACAGGGUGACCAGAACUGUAGACAAUACUCCAAGUGCAACCACACCAACGACUUAUACAACUGAAAUAUAAUGUCCCAACUUCCACAUUCAAUGCCUUGACCAAUAAAGGCCAGCAUGUUAAAUGCCUUUUUCACCACCCUGUCUGUCUGUGAUGCCACUUGCAACGAAUUAUGUACUUGUGAUCCUAGGUCCCUCUGUUCCACAACACUCCUCAGAACCUUACCAAUUACUGCAUAAGUCCUCAACUUCAACUUUCCAAAUAUUGACUGGGAACACUACAGUUUGAAUACUAUGGAUGGGUCAGUUUUUGUCCAGUGUGUGCAGGAGGGCUUCCUGACACAGUAUGUAGACAGGCCAACAAGGAGCGAAGCCACAUUAGAUUUGGUACUGGGUAAUGAGCCCAGCUAGGUGUUAGAUUUGGAAGUAGGUGAGCACUUGGGUGAUAGCGAUCACAAUUCUGUUAUGUUUACUUCAGUGAUGGAAAGGGAUAGGUGUAUACCACUGGGUAAGAGUUAUAGUUGGGGGAAAGGCAAUUACAAUGAGA
Molecule: messenger RNA, 1842 nt
Organism: Stegostoma tigrinum
Lineage: Eukaryota; Metazoa; Chordata; Chondrichthyes; Orectolobiformes; Stegostomatidae
Exons: 2
Coding region: 479-1147 (222 amino acids)
Source: RefSeq, a predicted model, not a curated record